CGCGCAGGUCGCUCGGGGAGCGCGGGUGGCCGGGGCCGGUUUCCCCCAGGAGGGCCCCCCGGGGCGCGGGGGGCGCGGGGGGCGCGGGCAGGGCGCAGCCGCACGCCCGGCUCGGCUUCCAGGCAGGGCCGCCCCCUCCGGCGGAUCUGCGAGACCCUCUCCCGCCCCGAUUCCGCGCCGCGGCCGAGGCAUGGCCGGGGGGGCGCGCAGGGUGGCGGCGCCGGUGCUGGAGACGCCCCCGCAGCACGAGCAGAUCUCUCACACAAAGUUUUCUGCGGCUGAAGAAUGGAACCCGCAGCCCGAGCAGAUGGACACGACACACCGCGGCCACGAGUCCAUGCACGUGGAGAUGAUCCUGAUCUUCCUCUGUGCCCUGGUCCUCGCGCAGGUGGUGCUGGUGCAGUGGCGACAAAGGCACUGCAGGUCCUACAACCUGGUGACGCUGCUGCAGAUGUGGGUUGUGCCUUUGUAUUUCACCAUCAAACUCUACUGGUGGCGGUUUCUGUCUAUGUGGGGAAUGUUCUCGGUUAUCACCAGCUACAUCCUCUUCAGAGCGACACGCAAGCCCCUCUCAGGGAGAACUCCACGCAGAAUCCGGGCUCGAGAUUCCAUGGACUUUGGCAUCGUGUCAUUGUUCUACGGCCUGUACUAUGGCGUCAUGGGGAGAGACUUUGCCGAGAUCUGCUCGGAUUACAUGGCUUCCACCAUAGGGUUCUACAGUGUCAGCGGGAUUCCCACCAGGAGCCUGUCAGAUAAUAUCUGUGCCGUCUGCGGGCAGGAGAUCAUUGUGGAGCUGGAGGAAGAGGGGCUCAUUGAGAACACCUACCAGCUCUCCUGCAACCACGUCUUUCAUGAAUUCUGCAUCCGAGGAUGGUGUAUUGUGGGUAAAAAGCAGACUUGUCCUUACUGCAAAGAGAAGGUUGAUUUGAAGAGGAUGAUCAGUAACCCCUGGGAGCGCACGCAUAUUUUAUAUGGACAAAUCCUGGAUUGGCUUCGUUAUUUGGUGGCCUGGCAACCGGUGGUGAUAGGGGUAGUUCAAGGCAUUAACUAUUCACUGGGGCUGGAAUAGAGCCCCCAGAAGCAAUACGUUGCAUGCUGCAAUUUUUAGAAAAUCCUUGUCCCUGGAUUUAAUAUAGAUGUUCUUUUCAAAAGUUGAGACAUGAUCCCCAAGAGUGUGGAAAGCCAAAUAAAAUUUGGUGUUCCACAGAAGGUAAUUUGUCCAUGUGGAAAGAAUUUAAAGAGUAGCCGAACAAUGGAAUAAACAAUAAAGGAUUCUUGGCAUUCCCCCACCCACACUACAGUCCUUUUCCAGCCCAUGCAUAUGAGACACUUGCUUACACCCCGCGGGGGACGUCCUGCCUCUACUUUGGCUGAUAAUGAUCUAAUCGGUCAAUUGUUUCCUGGAGGCUCCCAGGGAUAGCUCAGUGGUAGAGUGCCAGCCUUGCAAGGCUGAGAGUUGGGUCCACAUGCCAAGUGCAACCCAGGCAGCGUUGCUGGCACUCCCAGCACCACAACCAAGUGUUUUAUCUCCAGCGAACACCUGAGGUAAGUGUAUGAGCACCACAACCGAGAGUGUGGGCAGUUCUGGCCAUCACAGCAACAACAAAGCGAAGAGAAGUACAGGGGAGAGGCUUUGGAAGUCGGCUAAGGACUUCCCGAAUGCAAUCUUCAGCUCUACCAACACCUUCUCGUCCAUUCGGCAUGUUCCAAGCAGCAGCAGGGUGUGAGGUCACGUAUAGUUUCAGGAUAUGGUCUUCCUGCAGUGAAUGCUUGGCACCACGUGCCAGCUGAGGCAUCAGAGAGCUCUUCUGUAUUGAGAGGAUUGUACCGAGACCUCCAGGAUCUAGCCCACCCCAUGGGCUCAACUUACCCUGAGGUUCCUGAGGUUACCCUGCAUUCACCCCUUCCCAUGGCUGCGUUUCAGUGAAGAGAAGACUCACUCUUCUAGACCACUCUGCAAAUACACACAAGCACACACGCGCGCGCG
This is a messenger RNA of Sorex araneus (European shrew), 1987 nucleotides long. It is a transcript of the gene RNF175, whose product is annotated as ring finger protein 175. The record is from RefSeq and is a predicted model, not a curated record. Gene Ontology annotation, molecular function: ubiquitin protein ligase activity; metal ion binding. The transcript is spliced from 8 exons. Bases 191 to 1069 code for a protein of 292 amino acids. Gene Ontology annotation, cellular component: endoplasmic reticulum membrane; Golgi membrane. Lineage: Eukaryota; Metazoa; Chordata; Mammalia; Eulipotyphla; Soricidae.